AUGAAUCCAGAUAAAACUGGCGAUUAUAAUAGUAUAAUUGAUGAUAAUGGUGUAGAUAAUACGAAUAAAGAUCAAACCAAUGAAUAUUUUUUAAUAGAUAAAGAUAUUGAUACUGAAGUUAAUAAUAAUGAUAAAGAAGGUGAUGAAGCCAAUAAUGAUAUAGAGAAAAUUAAUAAAAAUUUUCCAAGAAACUAUGAUGAAGUUAAUAGUUAUGUAUUAACAACAAAAAAUAAUGCUGAUAGUGUUGAUAGAUAUAUAAUCAGUAACAAUUAUGAUUAUAAAAACUAUACAAAAUAUAGGAAAGAAGAACAACAGCAAAUAAUUUACAGAUUAUGA
Dentiscutata erythropus is the source of this 336-nucleotide messenger RNA. The record is from the annotation of a GenBank genome assembly. NCBI's taxonomy places the organism in Eukaryota, Fungi, Glomeromycota, Glomeromycetes, Diversisporales, Gigasporaceae.